GGGUUUCGGAUUCUGCCGCCCCCGCUGCUCGCGCUAGAAAGUCUCCGCGGGAGCUGCUGGCGCGCGCAGGGGCGCGGGGCUGGCUCCAGGGAAGUGGCGCUCGGCGCGGUCCAGGCGAGCCGAGAUGCGGGAGUCCCGCGAGCGGAGGCGCUAGGAGUCGGACCUUCACGCUCGCGGGCAGCGGGGCCGAUGGCUGCCCGGGGGCUGCUGCUCCUGCUGCUUCUCCAGGGGACCCAGGCGGCGCCCCCGCAGACAUUGAUUAUCUCACCUCAGUCCUGUAAUGUGCUAGAGAACUGGCUCUAUGAUGAAACUUCACAACGCUGCUGCUACCAGUGUCCCUCAGGCUAUCAUAAACGGAAAGAGUGUCCCACAGAUCCAGACCGGGACUGUGGGCAGUGUGAACCCGAGCACUUCCUGAACAGGGAGCAAGGGAAGCCACGCUGCGAGGCCUGCGUGUCGUGCAAGCCAGAAUACGACCUUGUGGAGAAAGUCCCUUGCUCCUUCAAUUCCAGAAGGGUGUGUGAGUGCCGAGCAGGGCUGUUUUGUAAGGUUGCCGUUCUGAACAGCUGUGCGCGAUGCAUUUCCCACACUGUCUGCAAGCCAGGAUUUGGAGUCCUAGUCAGAGGCACCUCAGAAGUUGAUGUCUCCUGCCAAGAAUGCCCUUUGGGGACCUUCUCUGAGCGGCACUCCAGCACCGAACGCUGCAAGCCCCACACGGACUGUGCCAAGCUAAACAAAGUAGCCGUGGACAGCGGAAAUUCCACACACGACCAAGUCUGCAUGGACCCACCUCCCACCCACCUCACACCUGCCACUUUGUCUGCGAAAUUCAGCAACGAGUCGAAGGAUUCCGACAGGGCAAAAGCGCCGCUCCUGAACGAGCAGCCAACAACCGUGGGAGGCCAGCAUUCCCACACUACCACAAAGCCAGUGACCAGCGCCAGCAUCCUCACGAGUGAUGCAGCCUCUGGUGAUGCCAACUGGACUGCUGCGGGAACCGUCGGUGGAUCGGAUACAAAACACGCAGCUGGCACUUCUCCUACCUCAGAUAUAGCUACAGAAAAGACUGCCAAGACAGGUGAUGGGAGCUUUGUUCCCUGGGGUGCGGUGGUUCUUUGCAGCAUGGUGCUUCUCGCUGGUAUGCUGGCGGUUUGGCAAAGGAAGGCUUGCAAGAGGCGGAUCUUCACCCCCAAUGGGAAGACUCUUGAUCUGUAUCCAGUCACUACAUGUAGACUCAAAUCUUCAAGUCAGGGUUCUGAUCUGAUGAAGAACUGUGCAAAGAGGUUCAGUAUGCUGAAAGCUGACAAAGAGUCAGAAGAGAGGGAGUUGUUAAACAGAAUCCCCGUUGUGGAAACCAACAACAACUUGGUCUCCAGCUCAGAAAAAAAUCCCAGUCCUGACUCAAGCCUGGCUGAGACGAUCCAGAGCACCGGGAAUGCCACAGACUACCCCGCUGAUUCCCGAGUGAGGGACCACACUAAUAACCGAAUCGACAAAAUAUACAUAAUGAAAGCCGACACUGUGAUUGUGGGGUCCAUUUCGGAAGUGCCCGUCAGCAAGAACUGCGCGGUUAGAGGAUGUGAAAAUGAUUCUAAGGCUCAAGAAAACAUGGAGGAAAAUGAACUUGCAAUGCAUUAUCCGCAGCAGGAGACAGAAUCGUUUCCAGGAAGUGAUGUAAUGAUUCCAGUGGAGGAGGAGGGCAAGGAAUUUCAUCACCCUACCACUGCCACUGAGAAGUGAUGUCUUGCAGAGAAGCUCUUGAAGACUAAAGCUACACAGAUGCCAAUUGUGCUAGUGAUAUCCAGUGCAUUGGGGAGCCAUGAAUGCCUUAUUGUCUCAGAUGCUGGAAGGAUGGUUGGGGGUCAUGGGAGCACUUUGGUACAAGGUGUCAUAGAAUUGAUUUCAUCCAGGAAACAAGAGAAUCAUCAAUAGUAACAAGAAGGAUUUACACUUAUGGAUCACAUCAAAUAUUUCUCUCCACUUCUCCUCCGCACGUCCAGUUACAGAUGGGACUGAAUCAAAACCCCACGUUUGAACACUCCAAAACUCUGAGGACUUUUGGAUCCUGAUCCAAACCCUACAGUUGCCCCAUCUUCAUAACUGAAUGAUAUAAAUCCAUUGUGAAAAUUCAAGUCAGGAUCCAAAGACUGAAGAUUGGGGCCUAUCUCUGAAUCAUCUAUCUGUAGUUGUGUUGUUCCUAUCAUUGUUGCCAAUUCUUGGGAUUUUAUUGCUAAUCUCACAACAUUUUUUUUCUGAAAGUCCCAGCUCCUGGAGUCAUGUGAUCACAUGAGAAUCUCAGCCCUGACGGUAGUGGAUAAAAGCUUGGAAACAUGACCUAAGUGUGCCCUCAAGGCACAGAUACUAGAGUGUAAAUAAAACAAACCCAACAUUUAUUCAUGAUUUUUUUUUUUUAAGCCAAUCUCAUGAAUAGUUUGAAGCUGGACUCAAGGUGGACUUCUGUGAUUAACUUUUUGAUUUUGAUAAAGAAAACUGACAAUGAAAAGUACAAAAAGGUAAAUGACUUACAGCUUGUAUAUAUUUCCCAAUACUGCAUGCUUCACGGGCUCUCCAAUGCAAUUAUGCUGUUUCAGAACCUGUCAAAGCUGCAAGACCGGACAAUACAAAACCAGACACUACUAGAUAGACAUAACAUGAUAGAAAUAAAAUAGGAGAAGACAUACAUGAAUAGGGAGAAGAGGGAAGAGGAGUCCAAGAGGGAGGGGAAAAGAGAAUGGAGGUCUGGCAUUCUUUGAGCCCUCUGUACAUGUGUUUUAUCUAAAUGUAUCUAAAAAAGAGGUCCACGUUUCUUUCAAUUCAGACUCCAGGGUUUUGAUGUUUGGGAUUGGCAGUGCUACUACAUCAUGGCCUUCUCCAGUACAAGCCAAAGGGUUUUGAAUAUUUAGAUGUUGUACUGAAAGUGAACUUUGCCUCCGAGUCUGAAUUAAGCAGGCCUGGCGAAUAUGGAUAUGGUUGUAUAAGGAAAACAAAAGGUUUUCCAAAACAAACAAAGAUUUUUUUUUUUUUAAAUGCCACAUUGCUGGUUUCCUAAAACGAUGUCCGUUUCUGCUGCGUUUGGAAGAAGUGCAGGUGGUGAUCUGGGAAGCGCUUAUUUACAUAUUAUUUUUUAAAAAAACCUCUCAAGUUUUGUGAUCAAAUUACGCAAGAUGCUAAACUCUCAUGCUGCUAAGUCUAUAACUGUAAAUGUAAUGCAUCAGUGCUGACUGCGCUUUCACGUGAUUAUGGAAAAUGAGUUACAUGACAGUGUUUCUUGAUAGGUUUAACAACAACAAAAAAAAAAAGAGGAACCACAGAAUUACUACCGACUCAGUAGUUUUUAUAUUGGACAGAAUACAGUGACGGAUAAUUGUGCUUCUCUAGUGCAUUCAUAAGAACGGUCAUACUGCAUCAGACUAAUGGUCCAGCAAGCCCAGUAUCCUGUCUCUGACAGUGGCCAGUGCCAGAUGCUUCAGAGGGAAUGAACAGAACAGGGUAAUUUCAAGUGAUCCAUC
Messenger RNA from Trachemys scripta elegans, 3509 nucleotides. RefSeq names its product tumor necrosis factor receptor superfamily member 8-like. The transcript has 11 exons. Gene Ontology annotation, molecular function: protein binding. The record is from RefSeq and is a predicted model, not a curated record. NCBI's taxonomy places the organism in Eukaryota, Metazoa, Chordata, Testudines, Emydidae. Bases 190 to 1740 code for a protein of 516 amino acids.